AUGGGUAAAACAAAGCGAAAGGCGGAAUCAUUGCAGCCCUGCUCAACAAAGAGGAAGGAGUUAAAAAGGGAUGGGCUAGUUGCUACAGGAGACGAGGAAGAGCGUGGCGAAAAGGAGUUGAAUUCCAUACAAAAUGAAGAGGACUUUAAUUUAUGCUGCAUUCCUGUGAUACAUACUUGUAAGGAUGCAGGAGCAGGCGUAACUUUUGUUCUGGAAAAAGCUUCAUUGACUCUUGCUUAUAUCGGGAAAAGGUACCAAAUAGUAUCCUCGAAUCAUCAUGCUGAUUUUUUACGAAAGAAGAAAAUGAAUCCUUACAUUUACAGGCCUGACAUAGUCCAUCGGGCACUCCGUAAAAUUAUGGCUAGUCGACUUUGUAAGGAUGGUAGGCUGAAAGCAGUGUACAUCCGGACAGAGGACGGAGUUCUGAUCAAAGUAGAACCAUAUGUUAAGAUACCAAGGCAAUUAGAAGUUUUCUGUGAUAUGAUGGCUGAAUUACUGCAAGCGCUCAGCAUCAAAGCCAAGGGUAGCCGUAAAAAGCUUCUGCGUGUGGUGGCCAAUCCCGUGACUAAGUAUUUAUCUCCCACAUCACAUAAGAUAGGUCUUUCAUACAGCUCAGAGAACGCUGUUGAUAUACGCGAAUAUAUCAAUGGAAUCAGUAGCGAUGAAGAUGUUGUGUUUGCGGUAGGUGUGAUGGCACAUGGUAAAAUUGAUUGUGAUUACAUUGAGGAUCUUGUAUCAGGGAUAGAUCUUGAACAAAAAAGGAUAUGAUAAAAGUGGAAGACGAACAACACUGAACUGCUGAAACAAGAACAUGGAAGGUGCAAACCGAGAUCAAGAGAGACUUUGCUGGAAAUCAAAGCCGAGUUUGCA
Messenger RNA from Chenopodium quinoa (quinoa), 870 nucleotides. RefSeq names its product ribosomal RNA small subunit methyltransferase NEP1-like. Gene Ontology annotation, biological process: rRNA base methylation. Bases 1 to 768 code for a protein of 255 amino acids. Gene Ontology annotation, cellular component: small-subunit processome; nucleolus. The transcript is spliced from 7 exons. Gene Ontology annotation, molecular function: rRNA (pseudouridine) methyltransferase activity; rRNA binding. The record is from RefSeq and is a predicted model, not a curated record. NCBI's taxonomy places the organism in Eukaryota, Viridiplantae, Streptophyta, Magnoliopsida, Caryophyllales, Amaranthaceae.